AUGGUGAACAUUCGGUACGACCCCAUACGUCUGUCUCAAGCCACCUCGGCCAAGCGAAAUUGCGUUGCUCGCAGCACCACGAAGCAGGCGAAGAGUAAUAGUGCCAGCAGCAGCAACCACUGCCAAUCCGGAAAGCCUCCAUCGUCAUCAUCAUCAUCUGCAUACAUAUUGUUUCGUCCGGGCAGCAACAAGGUCGCCAGUCUCCCCUGUGGGCGUGCCAGUUGCCACAGAAUCGACCAGAAUUACCUCGCGGAAGGGGCAUCCAUCUUCUCGCCAGAGGUCAUCUUGGGGGCGAGAUCAGGUGUCGUCAUUUCGCACUGGAGGCACAGUAGAGCCUGUCCGUCAAUGGCACUGGACCACGUGACAUGA
Phytophthora infestans T30-4 is the source of this 369-nucleotide messenger RNA. RefSeq lists its product as uncharacterized. Lineage: Eukaryota; Oomycota; Peronosporomycetes; Peronosporales; Peronosporaceae. The record is from RefSeq and is a predicted model, not a curated record. Bases 1 to 369 code for a protein of 122 amino acids. The transcript has 3 exons.